AUGGCGCGGUCAAAACGACGUCCCAAGCCUCCCAGACGAGUUGAGGAGGAAGAUGAGGGGACGCCGGGACAACCAGACAGCCUGUCACAGACGUUGGCUGGUGCUACCGCAGGUGCGGGUGAAGCGGCGGCCCCGGACACCGCCGCCCCACCUCCGCCCGCCACCCCACCCACCACCACCACUCCACCCAGGUCGCCACACCAUGCACCUUCUCACACACCUGUCUACCCUGAUUUCUCAGUAUUCUUCCAAUGGUUUGCUGACAGGGAGGCGGCCGCUCGACGUGAGAUGGAGGAACAACGCCGGGAAGACAGAGCUGAGUUUCGUGCUCUGUUAACCAGCCUCACUUCUUCCCAGGGCGCGCCCGGUGCGGCUCCGACGAACCCCCAGACGCUUGGGAGUCCUGGCGGUGCACAGAGCGGCUCCGGUACCCACCCACCUGUGCAGAAAGCAGCUGUCACACCUCCGCCGCCACUGUCACACGACGUGACGUACCAAGUGUUUCGUGAGUGGAGGAGACGUUGGGAGGACUACGCGACGAUGAUCGACCUGCCCAGCCUGACGCUGCCUAAACAGAGGAUCCAGCUACGUAUGUGCCUCACUCUGGAGACGCAGAGGGUGUUAGAGCACACAUUACAGGUGUCGCCUACCUCUCUCAAGCCAGUUGAUGAAGUGCUUGACAUUCUCCAGGCUCAUAUACGUGACUCCAACAACGAGGCAUUGCGUCGGCGAGCCUUCACUAGCUGUCGGCAGGCGAGAGGCGAGCCCUUCUCCGAGUUUCUCGUCCGACUGAAGAGCCUGGCGGAGGAAUUCGACAUCUGUAAGGCUCACCACCUGGACUGUGAAGAGGCCUGGAUGAAGCACGGUAUCCUGACAGGCGUCCACGACGAGGAAUUGGUGACCAAGAUUGUGUCCCUCGACGCCGCCUCUACUCUUGCUGACGUCAUCAAUGUAUGCAGGGCCCACGAGGCGACGCGGUCAGCCGCCUCUGCCAUACGUGCCUCACCUACAGUGUCUGCUGUCUCAACGUAUAAACAGACGAAGAAAGCAGCACACAAACCUGGAGUCCCCCCUCGCCAACCUUCACCCACUCAUCGGGCGCCUACCUCCUGCAGCAGCUGCGGCAGGCGAGACCACGGCCCGAAGGGCUGCCCAGCAACAGGUGUUACGUGCAGAGGUUGUGGGAAGACUGGCCACUACGCUUUGAUGCCCAAGUGCCCAGCCAGGCAGUCUACGUGCACUGCUUGUAACCGUCUGGGGCACCUGGAGAAAGUCUGCAAGCAAACCAAGGCAAGGAGGUCUCAUGAGGGCCCACCUGAGGCCUCAUGUCAGUCUCCUAUCAGUACUCGUGAUGACCCGACACCUCCUCCUACUGUACGAGUGGAAGUGUUGCAUGACGGUCACUCUGGUGGUCUGGACUUCAUUCCCGACACUGGUGCCGACACGACGGUCAUCGGCCCACAGCACUUGAGAAUGUUGGGCAUCGACAGACAGGCUCUUGGUCCUCCUCCAUCCCUUGCCUACUACAACGCUGAUGGGACGAAGAUGUCUGCUGCCCUCGGUUCGCUCCAGGCCACACUAGUCUACGGCGAGCUGUCUUGUACGGGCUGGAUAGAUGUGCAGGGUUCGUGGAACACCCCACUUCUGUCCCGUGAACACUGUCGUGCUUUGGGGAUCGUGCCUCACGACUUCCCUGCUCAGAUUUUCUCAGCACGAGGCAGUGUCGCCAGUGUAAGGGAGGCGACAAACGCUCCAGCUCCACGUUCCAGCGUGCCUGCGUUACCUCUUCUCAGCACCACUUCCCCAGACGCAGCGAAGGAGUACUUCUUGAGGGAGUACCAGGAUGUCCUCUUGACAAAGGAUUCCACACAGGAUGCUCCACUCAAGCCGAUGUCUGGACCGCCGAUGAGGAUCCACUUACGAGACGACGCCCAGCCGUUUGCUGUCCACACGCCGAGGCUUAUUCCUUUGGCCUACAGGGACGCAGUGAAAGCUGAGCUGGACUCUAUGGUGGCACGAGGCGUUAUUGCUCCUGUUGGUGACGUCCCAUCUUAUUGGUGCCAUCCGAUGGUUGUUGUGCCGAAACCUGGUGGAGGUGUCAGGAUCACUACGGACCUGAGUAAGUUGAACGCACAAAUACCCUUGCAUGAGGACGACCAGGCCCUGACUACGUUCAUCACUCCAUAUGGGCGCUUCAAGUACCUCCGAGGUCCCAUGGGUUUCGCAGCCACAGGCGACGCCUUCUGCCUCCGAGGAGACAUCGCGCUACAGGGAGUGCCACAGUGUGUCAAAGUCGUGGAUGACAUUCUCGUGUACGACGAGGAUUACUUCACACAUCUACGCCACGUUAACGACAUCUUGGCCAGAUGCCGAGCCCAUGGCAUCACUUUAAAUGCCAAGAAGUUUGUGCUGGCGGCUCCAUCAGUGUCCUUCUGCGGCUACAGGCUCUCCCAUGACGGCAUCGCAGCAGACCCUGACAAGGUUCGGGCCAUCACUGAGUUUGCUACGCCUGCUACGUUGACCGACCUUAGGUCCUUCAUGGGCCUUGUCAACCAGCUCGCCAGCUUCUCGCCCGACCUCGCUGCCACUGCUGCGCCUCUACGCCCACUUUUGAGCCCCAAGAAGUCGUUUGUGUGGACGCCCGACCAUGAGCAAGCCUUCCAACGUGUGAAGAUGGCCUUGGCCAGCCCACCAGUCCUAGCUGCCUUUGACCCUGCUCUCCCUACGACUCUGCAGACCGAUGCUUCCCGCCUGUAUGGGCUGGGUUAUGCCUACUGCAGGACCACGGUGGUGGACAGCAGCGUCUCGUCCAGUGCGGCUCACGUUUCUUGA
Portunus trituberculatus (swimming crab) is the source of this 2832-nucleotide messenger RNA. RefSeq lists its product as uncharacterized. Bases 1 to 2832 code for a protein of 943 amino acids. NCBI's taxonomy places the organism in Eukaryota, Metazoa, Arthropoda, Malacostraca, Decapoda, Portunidae. The transcript has 3 exons. Gene Ontology annotation, molecular function: nucleic acid binding; zinc ion binding. The record is from RefSeq and is a predicted model, not a curated record.